Messenger RNA from Seminavis robusta, 3183 nucleotides. NCBI's taxonomy places the organism in Eukaryota, Bacillariophyta, Bacillariophyceae, Naviculales, Naviculaceae. The record is from the annotation of a GenBank genome assembly.
AUGACUGACAUAGACGCUGAGGUUGUCGAAGAGAUAAUUGAAGAGAUAAUUGAAGAGAUAGUUGACGAUCAAGAUCAAGUGUUGGCAGAAGCUAACACAACAAAUAAUGAGUAUUCGUUGCAUUUAAGGAGACAGUCCGACAUUCCAGACGAUCUCACGGUCCCUUCAGGCUACUUCGAUACUGGCUCCAGCUUCCGCCAUUUGUCCGACGUUGAUCCAUUUUCGUCAAUUUCAAGGGAAACCACAGACUCAAGCCCUGAUACAUUCGGUGGAUCAUUGCCUGCUGAUUCUCCCACCAACUUUGAAAUGAGCAACGUCCCUGUCCCGACACCAGGGCCAGCUCCCGCACCAAUCCCUGAGGCUGAUACUCCAGGUGCAGCACCAUUCCCUACCCCUGUCCCUGCACCAAUGCCAUUGCAGACGCCAUCACCAGUGCCAGCCCCAAUGCCUCUUCCGACCGGUCCUGUCAGCAGCAGCGAAAGUGAUUCGAAGCAGGAUGACGAGGGAGAAGAGUUGAGCUAUGUGGAAGAUACCAUCAGUAAUGAAAUGGUCCCUAAACCACCCCCGCCACCACCUCCUCCAUCAGAAAGUGAAACAUCAACUCCUUCACCACUUCCUCCACCGCCGCCGCCACCAGAAAAUUCAGAAUCAGAAGGGACUGGUCAAGUCCCACCACCUCCGCCAACAGCUGAACCAAAAGACCCCAUGCCUCCACCCCCACCAGUACCCGAAACAGAGAAUCAAGCCCCACCACCUCCACCAACACCUGAACCAGAAAGUGAAUCAUCAACAACUCCUUCACCACUUCCUCCACCACCACCGCCGGAAGAGUCAGAAUCAGAAGGGAGUGGUCAAGUCCCGCCACCGCCACCAACACCUGAACCACAAGACAAUGUGCCCCCACCUCCACCAACACCUGAACCGAAAGACAACGUACCACCCCCUCCACCUGCUUCAGUGGAAGAGGAAGAAGAAGUAGUUGAAGUUGAAGAAGAAGAAGCGCUACCAGAAGAAACUCAAGUAUAUGGAGAAACCAGCAGUGUUCCCUCUGGUCCUGAAUUCAAGACAAAGCCUAUUCCAUACCCAAGCGAAACGGCUGAGGAUGACAGCUAUGACCGUAAUUCUGCCUUGAUCAAACCAGUAGUUGAGACUCCAUCUCCGCAAUCCUCAGAUGACGCUCCAAUGCAAGUGCCGUUGGAAUGGUUCGAUGAAACCGAACCAUCCACACCAGUGACAAGCAAUAUCAACAACGAAGGCUUUCUCCGCGAAUCCUUAUUAGAUCAGGGAACACCGGCUGUCAUACUCGAAGAAUCGGUAGAAGAAGACACAACUUUUGAAAAGGAAGAAACUGUCGAAGAAGAGACCAUAGAAGAAGAGCUUGUAGAACUUUCCCAAGAAAUCGUAAGCGCCACUGUGUCAGGAGGAGAUGUAGAGAAAAUGGAAGAAGGCAAAUCCCAGAUCGAGGAUCCCAUCACAAAUCAACCCAAAGAGCAAAUCAAUGCGGUAGAAGACACGAGGAAGCCAACAGCGCAAACAAGUCCUGUUGAGGAAGUGGUCUACUAUCAGGAGCCCCCUCAAUAUCUGCAUCAGUCCUCAUCUAGGGGCAAGUUUGAAACGAGCUUUUUAGUCAUCUUUUGCCUCUGCCUGGUGUUUCUGGCCGUUUUUGCUGCUGGAAUUUACGUUAUUCUUGGACCUGUGGCAAAGCUUCUCCCACCAUUCAAUGACGAAGGCGACGACCCCAGUUUCACCCCUAAUCCCAUCCCUGGACCAAGCCCAGUUGCUCCUUCACCAUCUCCUCCAUUUGUUGGUGAUCAGCCCACAACUCCAAUGGAACCUUAUGAGGCUGGUCAGUGCAACCUGAGUGGUCAAGCACAGCCAAAUGUCAUCUCACAAUGCAACUGCAAUGGACAGAUUACCACGCUUCAGGAGAAUGUCAGGCAAAAGUAUGAGGCUUUGAAGACCACUUUUGUCCCUCAAAUCUAUGGGACGUGGGAUUAUCCGCCUGAGUCAUGCGAACCAGCCAAUCAAGCUCUUAUUUGGUUAUCAACAGUUGUUUCAGUUGAUGAAGCUGACCUCACCCAGCGAUAUGCACUAGCCUUACUGUUUUUUGGAACUGAUGGCUCAAACUGGCGGUCAUCUGACAACUGGGUGACGCAGGCUGAUGUAUGUACAUGGUUUGGCAUUGCCUGUUCGGGACAAGCUGUAUCAGCGCUUGGACUUACAGCCAACGCGCUUGCUGGACCACUACCAUGGGAGCUUGGUCUCUUGAGAGGCCUGCAAGGAAUUGACGUAAGCGGAAACGUCAUCUCUGGAGUGCUUCCAGGAGAGCUCUUUCUUCCUUCUGGAAUACGUCAGGUGACAUUGUCCAAUAAUCGCAUUGUUGGACAAUUGCCAAUUGAACUAGGUUUUGCUUCGAAUUUAGAAAUACUGCAAGUGGACAACAACUUGUUGCAAGGGACCUUGGUGUCAGACCUUGGAAGGGCUGCUUCCUUGAAGCAUCUUGAUCUUGGAAGUAAUGAUUUUGUUGGAGAGAUUCCCACAGAGAUGUACCAGUUGACUCAGGUUUCCUCUUUGAGCCUCGAGAGCAACGCGCUUUUGAUGGGUAGGAUUCCCACAGAGUUUGGAAGGUUCACCAACCUUGAAUUCUUCUCCAUCUCAAACACAGCAAUUCGAGCUCGAAUCCCUCGGCAGUAUGGUGCUCUUACCAAGUUAACUGACUUCAGGAUGGCAAACACUCUUGUUGGAGGUGAUAUCCCUUCAGAAAUUGGUGACUUGGCAGAAAUCUUGAAUGCUGAUCUUGCGGAUAGCCAAUUCCGGCAAAUGAUUCCCACUAUUCUUGGAAAUUUUCGUGACAUAACUUCUCUUCAGCUCAACAGCAAUGGUCUGACUGGUUUGGUGCCGAGCGAGCUUGGGUUGUUGACGAAGCUUACUUCACUUCUUCUUCACGGAAAUGAAAUCAGCGGAUAUGUUCCAACUGAAAUUGGUCAACUAACUCUGUUGGAAACCUUUACGCUGCAGCAAAACCCCUUGAUGACAGGGAGAAUCCCAGUCACAGUUUGCGAUCUUCGUUCAUUCAGCCUGGAGAUUUUCACAACCGAUUGUCCUAGCCGUGACAAUGGCAACUUUCUUGGUGUAAACUGCCCCAUUCCAACCUGCUGUACAGGAUGCUCUUUCCCUCCUUAG